AUGCGAUCCUCUUUCAUCACUCUUACUUUUACAGUUGUCUGUUUGCUUGGUUCUUCCUUGGCAUCUCCAGUUUACGAUAAACGUGGCCUUAUUGAUGGUAUUCUUGGUGAUGAUCUUCUUGGUGAUGGUCUUCUUGGUGAUGGUCCCCUUAACGGUAUUCUCCAGGCCCGAGCUGUCCAGGACGAUACUCAAGCUGCUGGGAGUAUUGUUGGUCGUAGUGUGUCCGGCGAUGGCGCUGCAGAUGUUAUUAGUCAUGAUAGUGGUCAUUUGUACAAGAGAAGACGCAUACUCAAAAAAUUACUCCGUGGUGCACGCCGUUUCCUUACUCAUAGGCCAAACUUAAGUUAG
Molecule: messenger RNA, 348 nt
Organism: Rhizopus microsporus ATCC 52813
Lineage: Eukaryota; Fungi; Mucoromycota; Mucoromycetes; Mucorales; Rhizopodaceae
Exons: 1
Coding region: 1-348 (115 amino acids)
Source: RefSeq, a predicted model, not a curated record